GCACCCGCCACCCGGCUACCUAUAGUUGUUUUUGCAUUUUACACGGUCAGACGCAUUAUCAAUUAUCAUAUUUUAUCGUUCUCCAUCGUCAUUAUAUCGUCAUUUUCCGCUUAAAAAUUGUAAAUCGUAAUACGCAAUGCCCAAAAUGAACGGUCGAUUGAAUUGUACAUGACAGUGUACGAUGUGGAAAUCGCCACCUUAAUUCUCAGACGCGCCAAAAUAGUUUCGCAUAUGUGAUCGCUGCGCACUGUCUGUCGAGCGUUUCGUUCUCGCGAAGCUGUAUUAUUUAUUCAUUUUUAAUAUCGAGUGUGAUAUUAGAGGUCCACAAUGAAGGCAUCGAUAUGUAUUCUAUUUCUUGUGCUUUGCGGCACGGGACUCAAUAAUGGCGAAACAAAAAUAGUUCUACUGAAUUCCUCCCCACCGAUUGCAGCUGACAAUGAAGUCAAGAAUGUUUCAAAUUCCUCAACUACCCCAGAAGUGUCGACGGUCGUGACCAAUGAGACGAAUACCAAUAUGACUGAAAAAUCAACAGUCGUCACACCCGGUGAGCCUGUAUUGCCAAAAAAAGGAUCUGCUGAAGAAGAACGCAACAGUUCAAUCGCCAUUUUCUUUGUGCUCAGUGUUCUUGCUCUAGGCAUACUGCUCAUUCAUCUCAUGUUGUCCACACAUUUUCAGUACCUACCUGAAAGUGUGGUAAUUGUGUUUCUUGGUGCUGUUAUUGGUCUCAUUAUUAAUCUCAUGUCUGAACAGCAUAUUGCUAAUUGGCGCAAUGAGGAAGCAUUCUCUCCAACAGCAUUUUUUCUCGUCUUGUUACCACCAAUUAUAUUUGAAUCUGGUUACAAUUUACAUAAGGGAAACUUUUUUCAAAACAUCGGUUCUAUUCUAGUGUUUGCUAUUAUUGGCACCACUAUAUCGGCUUUAGUUAUUGGUGCUGGUAUCUAUGUCCUUGGCCUAGCUGAGAUAGCGUACAAAUUAAGUUUUGUUGAAAGCUUUGCGUUUGGAUCGUUAAUUUCAGCUGUUGACCCUGUAGCCACAGUAGCUAUUUUCCAUGCGUUGGAUGUAGAUCCUGUGUUAAAUAUGUUAGUAUUUGGAGAGAGUAUAUUGAAUGACGCAAUUGCCAUCGUAUUGACUACAUCAGUAUUACAGUCCAACGGACCAGCUAUGAGCACUUCUGAAGCUGUACUGACAGGCAUCAAGCAGUUCUGUUUGAUGUUUUUUGCUUCAGCUGGUAUUGGAGUAAUAUUUGCAUUAAUAAGUGCACUGUUAUUGAAAUAUGUAGACUUAAGGAAAACACCUUCAUUAGAAUUUGCUAUGAUGUUGGUGUUCACUUAUGCACCGUAUGUCUUGGCUGAAGGCAUUCAUUUAUCGGGAAUAAUGGCUAUUCUGUUUAAUGGAAUUGUCAUGUCACAUUACACUCAUUUCAAUUUGUCGACAGUCACACAAAUUACAAUGCAACAGACAAUGAGAACAUUGGCAUUUAUAGCAGAAACUUGUGUAUUUGCUUAUCUUGGACUAGCAUUAUUCAGUUUCAGAUUACACUUUGAACCGGCUUUAGUAAUUUGGAGUUUAAUUCUGUGUUUGAUUGGACGAGCUUGCAAUAUAUUCCCAUUGGCUUAUUUGUGCAAUAAAUUCAGAGAACAUCAAAUUACGAAAAAUAUGAUGUUUAUUAUGUGGUUUAGUGGUUUAAGAGGAGCUAUUUCAUAUGCAUUGUCAUUACAUUUAGAAUUCAGUAAUGAAACAAGACAUGUGAUAAUCACAACUACAUUGUGCAUAAUAUUAGUCACAACUUUGUUGUUUGGUGGUUCAACAAUGCCACUAAUGAAGAUUUUGCAAUCAUCAAAAGCUGGGAGAAGCACUCGCCGUCGAAGAAAAGACAAAGCUAUAUCUCUUAGUAAAACAAAAGAAUGGGGGCAAGCAAUUGAUUCUGAACAUUUAUCAGAACUGACUGAAGAAGAAUUGGAAGUUAAUUUCAUCCAAUCAAGAAUCAGUGGAUUUGCUAAAAUGGACAUAAAAUACUUUAUACCAUUCUUCACCCGGCGUUUUACACAAGAAGAAUUGAAAGAUUGUAAAACACAGAUGACCGAUUUAACUAAUCAAUGGUAUCAGGCAAUUCGUAUAUCACCAACUGCAUCAGAUGAUGAUAAGACUGCAAACAAUGGACAGCCCCAGACAUCUAGCCGUCAAUCUAGUUGACAAUUACAGCAACCACCAGUUGUGAGGCAAAGUAAUAAUUUGUUAAGUGACAUUCAGAGCUUGUCUGCAUCGAGUUUACCACAUACGACCAGCCAACCGCAAUAAUUUUAACAACUUUACUAUUCAAUGUACUUAAUGUAUACUACAAAUAUAAACAGAAUUUAUUCCAACUAUUCUGAUGGCUAAUUCACAAAUCUAUAAUGACUAUUGUGAAUUAUGACUCGGAAAAUUUGGUGUAAUUGAAAUGUACUUUAACACUUGAAGUCUGAAUAUAAACAACACAUUUAAUUGCACAAAUUUAUACUGUUAAUGUUAUACUCUAGAAUUUUUAAAAACAAGUGUGAUAGUCAUUAUAAUUUAUGUACUUUUGUAAAGUUCAUAACAUUCUAUUUAUUUUUUUGUUUUCGUUUAAAUAUUUAGUUUAUCUUAUAUUUAUAAUUAUUUCUAUAUGAUGAAAGUAACUGCCUUGAAAUUAAUAACUACAUAAUAUAUAUAUUUUGAAAAAUGCC
Messenger RNA from Metopolophium dirhodum (rose-grain aphid), 2702 nucleotides. It is a transcript of the gene Nhe1, whose product is annotated as sodium/hydrogen exchanger 8. Gene Ontology annotation, molecular function: sodium:proton antiporter activity. Gene Ontology annotation, biological process: sodium ion transport; regulation of pH; proton transmembrane transport. The transcript is spliced from 7 exons. Bases 328 to 2193 code for a protein of 621 amino acids. Gene Ontology annotation, cellular component: Golgi apparatus; membrane. NCBI's taxonomy places the organism in Eukaryota, Metazoa, Arthropoda, Insecta, Hemiptera, Aphididae. The record is from RefSeq and is a predicted model, not a curated record.